Messenger RNA from Nerophis ophidion (straightnose pipefish), 4386 nucleotides. RefSeq names its product glypican 2 (gene gpc2). Lineage: Eukaryota; Metazoa; Chordata; Actinopteri; Syngnathiformes; Syngnathidae. The transcript is spliced from 11 exons. The coding region runs from base 47 to 1906 and encodes 619 amino acids. Gene Ontology annotation, cellular component: extracellular region; synapse; cell surface. The record is from RefSeq and is a predicted model, not a curated record. Gene Ontology annotation, biological process: regulation of protein localization to membrane; regulation of signal transduction; cell migration.
UUUCUCCUCAUUAAGGAAGUUUGCUGGACACAGUUGAUGGAGACAAAUGUCUAAAAAGCAUGACUUGUUUACACGACUGACCACGGACGUAUUUAUUUGGUUGAUUUCCUUAGAAACUGCCUCUUUACAUUACCUUUUGUGGCUGAGUUCGGACACCCGAAUGGCUUUAUCCGGGCACCGGCUGCUGGGCUUGCUUUGCUCGGUCGUCGCGCUGUCGGGGCUCCGGAGCUCGGUGGUUGCAGCGGGGAGGAGCUGCGCCGACACCCGGCAGGUGUACGCGGAGAAGGGGUACAGCACCGGCACGGCACCGGUGACUCAAAUCUCAGGUGAGCACUUGAGGCUCUGUCCUCAGGACUACACCUGCUGCUCCAGUCAGAUGGAGGAGACCCUGGCCCUUCAGAGCGAGCGGGACUUCCUAAAAUCGGUGGAGGACCAGAGCCAGUUCCUGCUGACCACCUUCACCCAAAGGCAGCGGCGCUUUGACGAGUUCUUCACAGAGCUCAUAGACCUGUCGGAGAAGUCCAUGAACCAGAUGUUUACCAAGACCUACGGACGCCUCUUCACGCAGAACGCGCACGUCUUCCAGGAGCUGUUUGCAGAGCUUCGCAGAUAUUAUUCAGGAGGCAGUGUGAGUCUGACAGAGGUUCUGUCGGACUUCUGGUCCAGGUUGGUGGAGCGGGUCUUCACACUGGUCAACCCUCAAUAUCAGUUCAGUGACGACUACCUGGAGUGCGUCAGCAAACACGCCGAACAGCUGCAGCCCUUCGGAGAUAUGCCUCGCAAACUUCGCGUGCAGGUGUCCAGGGCUUUUAUUGCUGCAAGGGCGCUAUCUCAAGGCUUGGCAACUGGCCGAGAUAUUGUCAACAAAGCCACAAAGCUGACCCCAGACUCGGAAUGCGUGCGUGGCCUGAUGCGUCAGUGGUACUGCCCGCUUUGUCGAGGAAUGCCCUCGCUGCGUCCAUGCCGUGCCUUGUGCCUGAACGUGAUGAAAGGCUGCUUGGCUAACCAGGCCGACCUGGACACAGAAUGGGACUAUUUCAUCGACGCCCUCUACCAGGUUGCAGAGAAGUUGGAGGGGCCCUUCAACAUGGAGUUGGCGGCAGACUCCAUUUCCGUCAAAGUGUCUGAAGCCAUCAUGCACAUGCAAGAAAACAGCGUCAGCAUCUCCACCAAGGUGUUCCAAGGUUGUGGAAAUCCCAGAACUCUUCCGGGACGGUCCAAGCGCUCCCCCAAAGAGCCAGGUGGCAACAGGAGGCCUUUCCGCACCUACACCCCAGAGGAAAAACCCACCACUGCUGCAGGCACCAACCUGGACCGACUGGUUACCGAACUGAAAGAGCGUCUGCGGCCCAUGGGGAGCUUCUGGGUGUCCCUCCCACACACCAUCUGCAGCGAUGACAAAAUGGCUUCUGACGUCACCAACGAGGACCGCUGCUGGAACGGGCAGAGCCGUGGGAGGUAUCUUCCAGAGGUGACGGGCGACGGCCUGGCCAGUCAGAUCAACAACCCGGAGAUAGAGGUGGACCUCGGACGGCCGGAUGUGAGGACCAGGCAGCUGCUCAUGGAGCUGAGGGUGGUCACCAACAAGCUGAGACACGCACAGAGCGGACAGGACGUGGACUUUAUGGACAGCGACGAGGGCAGCGGUUCAGGGGGCGAAGACAUCAGAGAAAGAUACGACAACGACUGGCCGGGCUACGGUCCUCACUCUCCUCCUCACACCAAGCCCGCCACACCCCCGGCCUCCAACCCAAACAAGCCUCCUCGGGUGCGGGAGAGAAACAAUAAGAGGAACCGCAACCACGGGCGAGGGGUUAAUUCCGCCACGAGCCCCCUCCUUUGCUCCCCACUUCCUUUCAUACUGCUGCCUUUCGUGAUCAUGCCACAUCGAGCACCUUGGGGCUGAAGGAUGCUACUUUUGUUUAAACAAGCUACAACAACAACAAAAAAAAAACGGCACAAAAUAUGCGAAAUGAUGAUUGUAACACCAUUCGAAAAAAUUCCACAUGUGAAAUGUUCCGUCUUGAAAAGCAAUAUGCUGUGAUGCAGUUUUAACUUAUUUAUUGACUACUGUCUUUAUAUUUAUUUGGCAAUAUUUAUCCUACUCAGGAGUAUCUUCAAACAAGUGUUUCUGAUAUACAAACCCCAAAACCAGUGAAGUUGGCACAUUGUGUAAUUCGUAAAUAAAAACAAAAUACAAUGAUUUGAAAAUUCUUUUCAACUUAUAUUCAAUUGAAUAGACUGCAAAGAAAAGAUACGUAACGUUCCAACAGGUAAACUUUGUUAUUUUUUCCAAAUAUUACUUCAUUUGGAAUUUGAGGCCUGCAACAUGUUUCAAAAUAGCUAGCACAGGUGGCAAAAAAGACUGAGAACAUUGAGGAAUGCCCAUUAAACACUUAUUUGGAACAUCCCACAGGUGAAGAGGCUAAUUGGGAACAGGUGGGUGUCAUGAUUGGGUAUAAAAGCAGCUUCCAUGAGAUGCUCAGUCAUUCAGAAACAAGGAUGGGCUGAGGGUCAUCACUUUGUGAAGAAACGUGUGAGCAAAUUGUCCAACCAAGACCAACAUUUUUCAACCAGCUAUUGCAAGGAAUUUAGGGAUUUCACUAUCUACGGUCCGUAACAUCAUCAAAAGGUUCAGAGACUCCGGAGAAAUCCCUGCAUGUAAGCGAUGAUAUUACGGACCUUGGAUCCCUCAGGUGGUACUACAUCAAAAACCGACAUCAGUGUGUAAAGGGUAUCACCACAUGGGCUCAGGAACACUUCAGAAAACCACUGUCAGUAACUACACCUGGCCGCUACAUCUGUAAGUGCAAGUUAAAACUCUACUAUGCAAAGCCAAAGCCAUUUUGUGGGUUCUUCCGAGGAUGUUGUAGUCGUAAUGAUUUGUGCAGUCCUUUGAGACAUUUGUGAUUUGGGGCUAUAUAAAUAAACAUUGAUUGAUUGAUUGAUUGAUUUAUCAACAACACCAAGAAACGCUGCCGGCUUCGCUGGGCCUGAGCUCAUCUAAGAUGGACUGAUGCCAAGUGUAAAAGUGUUCUGUGGUCUGACGAGUCCACAUUUCAAAUUGUUUUUGGAAACUGUGGACGUUGUGUCCUCCGGAACAAAGAGGAAAAGAACCAUCCGGUUUGUUAUAGGCGCAAAGUUUAAAAGCCAGCAUCUGUGAUGGUAUGGGGGUGUAUUAGUGCCCAAGGCAUGGGUAACUUACACAUCUGUGAAAGCACCAUUAACGCUGAAAGGUACAUACAGGUUUUGGAGCAACAUAUGCUGCCAUCCGAGCUAUGUCUUUUUCAUGGGCGCCCCUGCUUAUUUCAGCAAGACAAUGCCAAGCCACGUAUUACAACAGCGUGGCUUCAUAGUAAAAGAGUGCCUGUAGUUCGGACCUCUCUCCCAUUGAAAAUUUUUGCCGCAAUAUGAAACCUAAGAUAGGACAACGGAGACCCAGGACUGUUGAACAACUUAAGCUUUACAUCAAUCAAAAAUGGGAAAGAAUUCCACCUGAAAAGCUUCAAAAAUCAUUUCCCAAACGUUUAUUGAGUGUUUUUAAAAGGAAAAGCCAUGUAACACAGUGGUAAAAUGUCCCCGUGCCAACUUUUUUGCAGUGUUGUUGCCAUUAAAUUCAAAGUUAAUGAUUAUUUGCAAAAAUAAAUUAACUUUCUUAAAUCAAACAUUAAAUAUCUUGUGUUUCCAGUCUAUUCAAUUGAAUAGAAGUUGAAAAGGAUUAGCAAAUGAUUUUAUUCUGUUUUUAUUUACCAUUUACACAACGUGCCAACUUCACUAAUUUGGGGUUUUGUAGAUUAUUACCCCCUGAUAAACACAUAAUUGGAAUAUUGUGUUUGCAUCCCUUUUUAUAUCAAGUAAAAAUGGUCAGUAUUUAUAUAUAUUGUGUGCUGCUUUUCUACGUAUUUUUUCUAAAAGCAAGAAAGAAAAAAAAGAUGUAGUGUCGGAUUGAAUGUUUUUGACAAUGACUCGUAUGUGUCCCAAGAUGCUGAAUGGUUUUAUGAAGAAAAAAGGAAAUUUGAAUGUAAACAUGAUAACCCCCCCCCCAAAAAAAGAAAACAACAAUGACAACGGAGGGGGAAGAAUGUAUUGAUGAUUUUAAGUUUGAAAUAAUGCGGUAUUUUUUUCCUGUACAACACGACAUUUUGGUCCAUUUGUGUAAAUAACAAAGCGAACAAAAAAAUAGAUGCAGAAUGGUUUAAGUGUUGUGGUUUUGUGUCUUUCCAAUCGAUCAGCAUUGAAACGAGCUGCAGUAUUUCCGGAACGCGUCGGGUGAACGGUGAAAAGAGCGCGAUACGUGUUGCUGAUGAACCAGUGAUAUUUUCUGCCUCAUUAAAGCAAAUGAACACACCAAUUGUUUGCCGUUUGUCAUUCUCUGUUGGCCAAACA